UCCAAAAAUCAAACCCACUGGAAUGCAAAUUGUAACGGACUAGUACUCACAGAGGACACUGUGACCACUCCCACAGCAGAGGGUUACAAAACCUCAGCACAUCCAAGACUCCGCAGACAAGAAGCCUCCUCUCAUCUUCACAUCUCCAACCCCGGACAUCAGUAAACCAUGCGUUGUGCUCUUUACCUGAGUGUUAUAUUCUUCAUCUCAAUUUGCUUUGGGAUCAAAGCAGACGUGGAAGAACCCUGCCAACCUGAAAAUUUAACGGAUCUAUCCAAAAAAGUGAAUGAGUUAUGGGUCACUCUUCUGAAUGGAAUUCCACUUUGGAGCAAUUCUGAUGGAACCAUCCAUGCCAUAUGUAACUUACAACCAAAUCCAAAACUGGAUGCAGCCGAGCUCCAAAUCACAGGCAAGGCGUUGUUUAAGCAAAUCUAUCCAAAUGGCAAGUUAGAAGCAGUCUUUACUCUGCAUGGAUUUCCUGAGGAUGUCAAUCAAACCAUGAGAGCCAUUCAUAUCCAUAGCUAUGGUGACCUUAGCAAUGGCUGUGACUCUACUGGUGGGCAUUUCAAUCCCCAUUCUGUAAAUCACCCCGGCCACCCUGGAGAUUUUGGUAAUUUUCGUGUCCGAAAUGGGAAGAUCCAACAACACCUUACAAAUCUUGAACCUACGCUCUUUGGACCGUUUUCUGCAAUCGGAAGAUCAAUUGUUGUCCACAAGUUGGCAGAUGACCUUGGUAAAGGCAAUAACCAGGCCAGCCUGGAAAAUGGAAAUGCCGGCACACGUCUUGCUUGCUGUGUUAUCGGUUCCACCACAAGCAGCAUUUGGGAUAAUUACAUUCAAGAGAACGCAAGCCAAAAGAGUCCAAGAGUCUCAAGACGUGUUAGCAAAGUACGAAAAGCCAAAAUCUGAACCAAUUCUUAAAAAUGACCUGUCACCCCUCCUGACAUGUCUGUUUUAUUAACUAUUUGCAUUCCCCAUCUUUAUAAUACUUCUGGAGCAUCUAUUAUUAUGACUCUAUGAUGUGCCGUUCUUUUAUUAUUCCUGCUAGAUGUUAUGAAUGAAUAGCAGUCAGCAAUGAAGGCCCAGAUGGGUGUUACCAAUUGGGGUGUGUCCCUGCACAGUCUGAUACC
Messenger RNA from Bufo bufo (common toad), 1130 nucleotides. Its product is annotated as extracellular superoxide dismutase [Cu-Zn]-like. Gene Ontology annotation, molecular function: copper ion binding; superoxide dismutase activity. Bases 169 to 909 code for a protein of 246 amino acids. Gene Ontology annotation, biological process: removal of superoxide radicals. The transcript is spliced from 2 exons. NCBI's taxonomy places the organism in Eukaryota, Metazoa, Chordata, Amphibia, Anura, Bufonidae. The record is from RefSeq and is a predicted model, not a curated record.